Harpegnathos saltator (Jerdon's jumping ant) is the source of this 4933-nucleotide messenger RNA. RefSeq names its product Transmembrane endosomal protein (gene Tmep). The record is from RefSeq and is a predicted model, not a curated record. The transcript has 6 exons. Lineage: Eukaryota; Metazoa; Arthropoda; Insecta; Hymenoptera; Formicidae. The coding region runs from base 823 to 1971 and encodes 382 amino acids.
AGAGAGAGAGAGAGACCAUCCCGAAAACGGUUAUCCACCGCCUCAGGUGCAGGAGGUGCAGCAGGAGGAGGAAGACAAGCCUGUAUCAUUUAUCCGAUCCGUGGUGACUUGCGCAAAGACGGUUUACGCGCGGAGCGAAAAGCGACGCGACGAAGGGGAGGGGGGAAGAAUUGCGAGCAGCGAUAAUCGGUGGCACGCAUGGUGGGAGUGAAACCGUUCGCGGAAUCGGCGGCGAAGGGCUCGCUCGAGAAAAACAGGUGCACAGGCGUGCGUCACGGAGCUCGCGUUUCUCCGCUCCGCAAUACCGAGCGAAAUCGAGCGAUCUCUCCCCUGUGUGGACAAGGCACGCCAGCGGUAGGCCAGUGCGGUGCGCGCGAUCCAACAGCUGUGGCCGAGAGUGACCGCACGAGAGAAUGUCGAGCGUGAGUGUACGCGAGUGUAGGUAGGCAGGCGAGAAUCUCGCGUACAUGCGAAUGCCCGGAGGGGAAUCAAUCCCGUGCGCGUUGUCGGUGUCGGAGACGUUGUUGGCGGCGAAACGUACGCGAGGCGAGGCGCCAGGCGAGAUACCGCGACCGACUUUCCGCAGGCUCGCGAGGAGACGGCCGCGAAAGCUCUGAAGUCUGCCGAAGUGCGCGAGAGAGAUUAAUCGAGGAGAGCGCUUUUCCGAUACAAGGCUGACCGACUGGCUCGGAGCGUGUUGGCUCGAAAGGAGAACGUCAACGGGAACGUGGCGGAGUAAACGGAAGCAGGGAGGUCGAGCGUGCGUCGUAUGCUGCGUCGUGCGGAGAGGAGCUCGCGAAUGGAGGCACGGCAGAUUGACAUAUGAAUGGUGUCGCGAUCACAAGGACACACGCGCUCGUGAACUUGGACAAGAUGUCAACGACCACCGAUAUUAGUGAUCAGAGUUUGGUGGAAGAGACCAAGGAAGGGACGCCAAUCUUCCUGCAGACCCGCGCGGCUCAGUGUAUCGCAGGUGUAUUCGUAUGGGUGGCACUUUUUCUUACUUGCCAACAGAUCUAUCAACAUUUGAGGUGGUAUACAAAUCCAACGGAACAGAGAUGGAUAGUGCGAAUUCUCUUCAUCGUGCCCAUCUAUGCCACAUAUUCUUGGAUCUCACUGUUGUUCUUCAACAGCGAGAGCUACUAUGUUUAUUUUUUCACAGUGCGGGACUGUUACGAAGCGUUUGUUAUAUAUAACUUUCUGUCACUAUGCUACGAGUACCUAGGCGGUGAGGGCAACAUUAUGUCCGAAAUCAGGGGAAAACCCAUACGUUCGAGUUGCCUUUAUGGAACUUGUUGCUUAGUUGGAAAGACGUAUACCAUCGGCUUUCUGAGAUUCUGCAAGCAAGCUACUUUGCAGUUCUGCUUAGUUAAACCAGUGAUGGCGUUUGUCAUCAUAUUUCUGCAAGCCUUCGGCCACUACAGAGAUGGAGAUUGGUCACCCGAUGGCGGUUACAUCUACAUCACUGUAAUUUAUAACAUCAGCGUGUCACUUGCACUUUAUGGGCUGUUUUUGUUUUAUUUCGCUACGAGAGACCUGUUGACACCGUUCGAGCCUGUACUGAAAUUUUGUACAGUGAAGAGCGUGAUUUUCCUGUCAUUUUGGCAAGGAGUUCUACUAGCUAUUUUGGAAAAGGCGAACGUCAUUUCACCCGUUAUAAAUAGUUUGGGCCAAUCGACAAGCGCAGGAACAGUUUCUGCUGGUUAUCAAAAUUUCCUGAUUUGCAUCGAGAUGUUAUUUGCUGCUAUAGCUUUACGGUACGCUUUUCCAUACCAAGUAUACUCAGCCGGCUGUGUUACGGACUCGAGAGGUAGAAGUGUGACGAUGCAAAGUAUCAGUAGUAGUUUAAAAGAGACAAUGAAUCCAAAAGAUAUUAUGACUGAUGCCAUCCAUAAUUUCCAUCCACAAUACCAACAGUAUACGCAGUAUAGCGCUGACGUUAAUACCAACUUGCCGUACGAAAAGCUAUGACACAGUGAGGCGUCGGUUUUUUAAUUUCAAGAAAUUGGACAUCGAGCUUAGCGCGACUAAAAAAUGAGGAUCGAAAGAUAUACGACACAGCACUACAUUUUGCUUACGGGGAUUACUCAAUGCCUUAAAAAAAAAAAAAAAGAAAAAAAAAUCGCUAUCUAUCCGCAGGGGUUUGAUAAAUGAAUUCUCUGCUAAGGUUACAAAAUAAGAGUUGUACUUAAAUCGUCGUCGAUACAUAUAUAUAUAUAUAUAUAUACGUAUUAUAUAUAUAUAUAUAUAUAUAUAUAUAUAUAUAUAUACACACAAUUUCAUCCACUUUUGCGAUUAACAAACUUUGCUGUAUAAUAGAAGUUAAGCAUUUAACAUAAGACAGGCAUUUAGGGGGAGAGCAUAAACAAGCAGGAAAGAGAGGAAACGAGUGGUGUACUUCUAUUGCUCUAUAAUAAAUGUAAAAGAUCAUUAGAUAUUGGUUGAUGUAUCGUUCUUCUCGUCGUUUUUUUUUUCUUUUACUUUUCUUAUUUUCCGUUUCUAACACACGCAGUCUCACCAAUGGGUUUGACGUUAUGAAACAUUUAGACUUAAAUCGUUAAAUUAAUUUUAUCGCUUUUAUAUCAUGGUGUUAUGUAGCAUGCGAAUAUACGGUGUGAAACGAUUCAAGCAUGUAAGCACAUUAUUGUGUCCUCUUUCCCAACAGUAAAGCAUACACUGAGAGUGGCAAAGUUAUCACGACCCCUUUAGCUGCUUGCGGUUAUUUUAUUUCCUACUUACAUAAUCUGCAUGAUGACGUUUGUAUCGCGGCUACGUCGCAUUGAUAUAUAUUUUUUUUUAUUCUCGCACUUACAUAUCACUCGUAUAGUAUAAAAAUGUUGAACUUUGUUGCUCCGAUCGUCUCUCGCGCGGCUUUUCCAUCGCUAUCUGUCUAUGCGAUUUUUGCGUGCGUUUACUCGUCACCGAUUAGAACCGGUAUAAUUUUGUCAUACUCCGAACUUGUGGUGACAUUUUUUUCCUUCACGUUCACUUGUGAAUGGAUAAAACGCCACGAAUUUGGCGCAAUUUCUUCAUUCUACCUGCUACACACAUGUAGCAUCCGAAAUUGAAUUCGUCGAAAUUAUGUCGGUCUCGAUCUCCCGAUCCCACGAGCGUAAUUCCGGAGCAAGAACGUUUGAGAUGUAAAUGUGACAUUUCGACGGGCGUAUCCGUUCUCCGGAUCUCAUCGGAAUCUCACAAUACGAAACCAUGCAAAUGAAAUGAACACGCGUGUGGAACACGGUUGUGUGCAGUUUGCACUCGCGCGUAAAACGGUCGUCCGAUUUCCAUUGUAUUGGCCGAUCGACGCCUCCUUUAUUGUUUGCCUCCCGUAGCAUAUGCUUGCCACGCUGUAAUAUUAUGUAACGUGAUAUAACGAUUAGGAGGCCCGAAAGGACAACGUGGUAUGCGAGUAUCCAGCUUCGAUCCGGAUGAUCCGCAAAACAUGCCGGUACCACCACCGCAAAGGCGAAACACCUCUCACCAGCGUGUCGCCACGAUUUCGCAAAACUAUAACGAGAAAACGAUGUUACUAAGCAGCGACGACGAAUUUCAAUAAGACGCACACGGUACACGUACAUGGAUCUGUAAACACACACAUACACUCACACACAAACACAACCUGUUCAAAGAGUGCGAUUUAAAUUUGAGAAAUAUAUAUCGACAAACAUUGAUAUUAUAACGCGAGACUUCCAUGAACUCCUCGAGAUUUGCUUUCGAUGAAGAAAAAAGAAAAGAAAAAAGAUACCUUUAUCAUAAGCGAUCGCGCGAUGCGAAUUUAAUUAUUAGGUAGGAACACGACUCGCUCACGGGAUACAAAUAACAGAUUUAGAGAGAGAGAGAAAGAGAGAGAGAGAGAGAGAGAUAAAAAGAAAAACAGGAACAGGAGAGGAAGAAAAGAAAAUAUAUCGCGCUCACACGCGUGGCAUAAGCGUGCGUUACAUCGCGCUGUAAUAGUUCCAUAAUGUUACAUCCAUGUUAAUAUAUGUAUUAUGUUAUAACAUACGAGUAUAGUAUAGAAGAUAUUUAUUUUAAUAUGCUGACGCGCGCGCGCGUGUGUUUGAGGCAGUGUUAUUUAUAUAUAUCUGUGGCUCUACUACGACACUGUAAGGGGUGUUUAACCGCACGAUAAAGCUUACACUUCGUGGAUAAGUAAAUAUAAUUGUAUAGUACUUAAUUUUUAACGGAAACGCGUUUCUCGGCGUCGCCCGUCAGUUCUUUCGUUCCGAUAAGUAAAAUCUGUCUCGCGUCGACGUUUAUUUACACUUUUGUAUUUUGUUUUUACUUAACUCAUUAACUCUCUCGCGACGUCGCGUCUGUCUCUCUAUAGGGACUUGAGCCACAUAAAAAAAAAGAAAAAGAGAACAAGAAUCUUUGCGUCCUUCUCUACAGUCCUAUUACGAAAUUAUUCGUUUCUUAGUCUUACAAAAUUCGUACGUGUAUAUAUAUCAUUGAAUUAUAUCUAAAAAAUAAAAAAAAGGGAAGAUAAAGAUUGACAGAUAUUCUCUCUCGAAGUAUCUGUCACGCCGAUGGGAGCCUUUGAAUAUAAAAGAGAAGAAAAGAAAGGAUAUAUAACAAAUAUACACUAGCAAGAAAGUGCAAAAACAAUUGAUGAGUAUUGUGUCAGAUAUGAAUAAAUAUUUGGUAUUUGGUGUCUCAUGUGUACAACUGUGUAUAUCCUUGUAUUUUUUUUAAAGCGUAACAAGGAUAUAAGGAGGAAAAAAGAGAGAGAGAGAGAGAGAGAGAGAGAGAGAGAAAGGAAGAGAAAGAGAAGUUAACGAGCAACGUUCUAUUUUAUAAUGAAGCAUGCCGUGCUCGCGGUUAUUUCGCCACUGUUUAAAAACAAAAGCAGAAGACAGGGAACACACAUAAACCGGUGAACAGUUUUAUUGUCCUAUUUAUUACAUCAUCGUAAUAAAGAUAAGACAACAAUUAA